UGCUGGAAAACACAUAUUUGGAAGAUUUUAGGCACUCCAAGGAAGAGAUAUUAACUUGGUCGGUCUUACUGUAAGUCUAACUUGCAUGUCAAAUGGCUGAGAGAGCUCUUGUUGAACGUUACCUGAACUGCCACGUGUGUUCAGAGACUUUCAGAGAUCCUGUGUCUCUGAGCUGCAACCACAGCUUCUGUUCAAGCUGCCUGCAACAAUUCUGGGAACAAGCUGAAAACAAAAACUGUCCCAUUUGCAAAAGAAAAUCAUCAAAGGAGUAUCCACAUGUGAACUUUACACUGAAAGAACUGGCUGACUCCUUUGCUGGGAGACAGAAAGCUGGAUCACCUGAGGCAGGACAAGGAGAGAAGAAGGUGGAGGUGGUGUGUAGUAAACAUCAAGAAGAGCCUAGAUUAUUCUGUGAGGACGAGCAGAGAGCUGUGUGUCCUGUCUGUGAGUUUUCUCUCCACCAGAGUCACAGGGUGGUUCCUAUAGAACAAGCAGUCAGUGACCUGAAGGGCCAGCUGAAAUCUGACUUAGAGUCUCUGCAGGACAAGAGGGACAAAUACAAACAAGUGGAGAAAACAUACAAUGAAGUGAUUCAACACUCCAAGAAGCAGCUGUUGUCCACAGAGAGGCAGAUCAGAGCCGAGUUCAACAAGCUCCACCAGUUCCUGAAAGAGGAAGAGGAGUCCAGACUGGCAGCUCUGAGGGAGGAAGAGGAGCAGAAGGGGGAGACUGUGAGCAGAGAGAUGAAGAAGAUUCAGGAGCAGAUCUCCUCUCUGUCAGACAGUAUCUCUGCUGUUGAAGAAGACCUGCAGAAACCCAGCGUGCCAUUCCUCAGCAGUUAUAAAGCCACUCAGACCAGAGCCAGAGUCCAGCGCUCACAGUCAGAUCCACAGCUGGUCUCAGGAGCGCUGAUAGAUGUGGCCAAACACCUAGGCAACCUGUCCUUCAGAGUCUGGGAG
Messenger RNA from Micropterus dolomieu (smallmouth bass), 959 nucleotides. Its product is annotated as E3 ubiquitin-protein ligase TRIM35-like. Gene Ontology annotation, molecular function: zinc ion binding. The record is from RefSeq and is a predicted model, not a curated record. NCBI's taxonomy places the organism in Eukaryota, Metazoa, Chordata, Actinopteri, Centrarchiformes, Centrarchidae. The annotation marks the transcript as partial. The transcript has a single exon.